This is a messenger RNA of Nematocida major, 1002 nucleotides long. RefSeq names its product serine/threonine-protein phosphatase 2A activator. Lineage: Eukaryota; Fungi; Microsporidia. Gene Ontology annotation, molecular function: peptidyl-prolyl cis-trans isomerase activity; protein tyrosine phosphatase activator activity. The transcript has a single exon. Gene Ontology annotation, biological process: mitotic spindle organization. Gene Ontology annotation, cellular component: cytoplasm; protein phosphatase type 2A complex; nucleus. The record is from RefSeq and is a predicted model, not a curated record. The coding region runs from base 1 to 1002 and encodes 333 amino acids.
AUGGAUGAAAUAUUAUACACAAUAGACCCAGAGCGCAGGGAUGUUGCGAAGUUCAGGGCUUCAGAAGCGUACAAGAAGAUAACGCAGUACAUCGCCAGACUCAACCGGAAGAUACAGGGAAAUGAGAUCCCAGGAGACCUCAAGCGAUUCUACGACCUCUCAGAAGACAGGACUCUGGAGAGCCUCAAGAAGCACGUUCUGGACUCUGAAGUUUCCGACUCCUCGAGUAUCAUCACUCCCGGGAAUAUUUUCCUCCUGCAAAUUGAGGAAAUAGUUCGGGAAGUUCCGAUAGAGGAGGGGGAUCAGAGGUACGGGAACAAGGGAUUCGUGAACUUUGUGGAAAGAGUCUCCGUGGAGGGGGAGAGACUCAUUUCUCACGCAUUCCCAGGGCUUGUACCUGAGGAUGUUUCUGUCCUGCAGAAGUACCUGCAGGAGUCCUUCGGGAACAAGUCGAGGAUAGACUACGGGACAGGGCACGAGCUGAACUUCUUCUGCUUCCUGAUCGUCCUCAUGACGACGGAGGCUCUUGAGGAAAGGGCUUUUCUCCUCGUUAUGGAGCACUAUUUCAGCAUAGUCCGGAUGCUUAUACUGAAGUACAAGCUAGAGCCUGCAGGAAGCCAGGGAAUGGGGGGACUCGACGACUAUCAGCUGCUGCCUUUUCUCUUCGGGUCGGCGCAGUUUUGCUCUCGGGAGGGCUUUUUCUUUGAGCUUUUGUUUGCGGAGGAGCAGCAGGGACUCUGCUAUUCGAAGGCUCUUAGGUUCAUUCACCUCGAUAAAACGUAUCCUCCGAGCAAGCACACGUUCCGGGAGAGGGUGGAGAAGUACGGGGAGCUGAAACUGUCGGAAGAGCCUUUUUCUAGGCACUCCGUCGUGAUUUACUCGCUCAGAUCGGUUCCCGUGGGAAAAGUAAACAGCGGAACGAUAAAAAUGUAUGACGGCGUGGUUCUGUCCCCGUACGCUGUCAUACAGCACUUUAUAUCGAGCAAGUACCUUCGCGUAUAG